Molecule: messenger RNA, 765 nt
Organism: Aegilops tauschii subsp. strangulata
Lineage: Eukaryota; Viridiplantae; Streptophyta; Magnoliopsida; Poales; Poaceae
Product: phenylacetaldehyde reductase-like
Molecular function (GO): oxidoreductase activity, acting on the CH-OH group of donors, NAD or NADP as acceptor
Source: RefSeq, a predicted model, not a curated record
UUCAAGGCCGAGUAGGACUAUAGAGUGGGCAAGCGGCAGACGUGUGGGUCGUACCGACUACCGGCGAGAUGGCCUUGACCGGCGGAGACAGCGGCUGUGCUCGCGGCGGGCUCGUCUGCGUGACUGGCGCCAGCGGUUUCAUCGGCUCCUGGCUCGUCCGCCUCCUCCUCGACCGUGGCUACACCGUCCACGCCACCGUCCAGAACCUCCAGUACGAGGGCGAGACGAAGCACCUGCAGGCUCUGGAUGGCGCGGACACGCGGCUCCGGCUGUUCCAGAUGGACCUCCUCGACCCCGCGUCCGUCAGGCCGGCGGUCGAGGGCGUCCACGGCGUCUUCCACCUGGCCUCCCCCGUGACACUGCAGCCCGCACAAGACCCUGAGAACGAGCUGCUGCUGCCGGCGGUCAACGGCACGCUCAACGUCCUCCGCGCCGCCAAAGACAGCGGCAUAAAGCGUGUCGUGAUGGUGUCGUCGCAGACGGCCAUGUUUCCGAGGAGGACAAACAGGGCUGGUUGGUGAGAUCAAAGGCUCCGUCCAAGAAACUGAUCGAUCUGGGUGUUCGUUUCACCCCAUUCGACAAACUGUCAGGGACACAAUGGAUUGCUUAAGGAGCAAAGGGGAAAUCUAGCAUGUGGCCUUGAAGAAAUAUGCAUUUUGUGUAUGCCAGGUUUGAAGAUUGUUGCGGGGAAGUUUUUCUGCUGUAUGAGAACUGACGUCCUGCACGUAACCAUGAUCAAUAAUGUAUGUUUUCCAUUUCAUGUUG